GCAGGGAGUCAGUGCUGGGCGCGAGUGGCGGCAAGCGGCUGCUCUUGUCAGGAGCCUGGGAAGUUGGAGGUUUGUCUGAGGCCUGAUCGGGGUGUCUGCAGAGACCGAGACCCCCAGGCACCUGCUCGGGAGCCACGAAACGGGGCAGCAGGGGACCCAGAGAGAGAGUCAGCAUCAGCCUCUCCUGCCGCGAAGGAAAUGUCCUCGCUGGUGAAGGAGGACUUGCAAAAGAAGCUGUUUCAGCCCCUGGGGCAGAGCCUGCGGGAGUUCAUAGAGAUCGAGUGCUCAGCACACGACAGGUUUUACCUCUGUGCCGCAGUGACUAAAGGUGGAGAAGUAGAAAUAUCUAUGGUGAAACACUUUAGAGUAGAUCUGGAUGAGAAAUACGAAAUGGCUGAGAAGUGGUUUUUGAAAGAUCUGGAGAUGAUUGAUGGAAAAGAAGCGGACACUGAUAAUCCAUAUUUUGACAUGCACUUUGAGAAGGUCUACAGUUGGGAAGCAUAUAGCUGUGCAUCUAAAUAUGCCUUUGCUCGAACAUUAAACAAAUUGAAUUACAUGUACCUUAAAAAGGACUUGAAGAUUGUGAACUUUGAUAUAACCUACAUAAAUGAUGAUUCACUCUGGUCAUCCAACAAUGGGGACUGUUUGGUACUUAUGAAGAUAUGCUUCUAUGCCUCCAACCUUUUGUGUCUGUCCCUGUGUCCCAUGCCAUAAAGAUGUAUUUUAUAACAAUAA
This is a messenger RNA of Mauremys reevesii (Reeves's turtle), 735 nucleotides long. RefSeq names its product exocyst complex component 1 like (gene EXOC1L). Lineage: Eukaryota; Metazoa; Chordata; Testudines; Geoemydidae. The record is from RefSeq and is a predicted model, not a curated record. The transcript has 3 exons. Bases 199 to 714 code for a protein of 171 amino acids.